Laccaria bicolor S238N-H82 is the source of this 396-nucleotide messenger RNA. RefSeq lists its product as uncharacterized. Lineage: Eukaryota; Fungi; Basidiomycota; Agaricomycetes; Agaricales; Hydnangiaceae. The coding region runs from base 1 to 396 and encodes 131 amino acids. The record is from RefSeq and is a predicted model, not a curated record. The transcript has 2 exons.
AUGCUCACUGACACAUUUCUAUUUAAUUCCACCCGUUCUGGUCGUGUUGUCACAUCAUCAUCAGCCUACCUACUAUCCCCUUUUAAUAAUCCCUCUUUCUUCCGUCUUUCAUCUUGUACAUUUGUCCGUAUCUCAUCGCUCUUCGUCGUCUCUACUUACUAUUCUGUCGCUUCUGUUGUAUCAUCAUUCGCUUGUGCAGACUUUCCUCGAGCAUCCCUUCCGUUCGUUUUCGAUACCAUACCCAUUCCUGACCUCAUCACAUUGCAUCUCGACUACUUGUUUGUCGAUAGUGUACAUAAUUAUCCAUGGAUUUCUUGCGCUAGGGAGCUGAGCUGUUCUCUGGAGAGUUAUGUGACCUGUACCGUGAAACAUAUGCCUCUAAGAGCUGCCUCGUGA